This is a messenger RNA of Symbiodinium necroappetens, 765 nucleotides long. Lineage: Eukaryota; Dinophyceae; Suessiales; Symbiodiniaceae. The record is from the annotation of a GenBank genome assembly.
AUGCUCGGUGCCCAGCGCAGGAUUUCCACGCUGGUUUCCGGACUAAUUCUGAAGUAUUGCAUGCACGGGCAGGUCCGUGGUAGGCAGAUGCUCGCAGUUGGACUUUGGGCGGUUGUCUUGCUGGUGGUCGCAGCGGAUGAGGACUGUUCACUGCUGGUGGUGAAUUCCACGAUGGGCUCUCGUUGGUAUUACUCUGCGGAUUAUGGGUUUUGUACGCCUUUCGAUGGGACAAAGGGGACGAAACUUCAGGAGAAUGCGCUGGUGUUUGAAGGAGCGGACGGGGCAACCUUGGACUCCGUGCGUUUUUUGCCCCUUUACUAUGCCUUGCCACCAGGGCAGCCGAUCCGGAAGGAGUGUGUCACAUCCACCGCUAGAUCCGAUGGGACAAUUCUGACCUUCUGGGUGGGUCAACAUCCAUCUAGGGAUGUUGCCGAUGAGUUUAAGGCUGGCGCCACUGUCGACAGCGUCCUGCAUGGCCAGAACGGUGCCUCCUUCCCUGACAAGUUGAACUUCGCUUUCGAGGGCCUUGCCACCUUCGUCUUUCGGCUUGGGGACGGCUCGUUUCAACGUCAGGUCAUGCUUCGCUUUGGCCAAGGAAGUGACGGACAUGAUAAAUGGCCUUGGUGGAUGGGCAGCACUCCACUCCAUUGUGCCAAAAACGCUCCAGAUGGUCUACUUUGUGGGGAGCUUGGCUUUCUCCGGGCGGGGAACCGCCACACGUUCAAAGUCUAUCCGCUUCCGCGGGACAAUGUGGGUGCACCCUGA